AUGCGCCGGAGGCUCUGUUGCGGAAGAGAGUGGAGGGCGAGGCAGCGAGACGUGGGUACUGCGCAUGUUCUGAGCGUGACGUUGGUAUUUGAAGUUAGUGGCGAAGCGUAAAGGCGGUAACCGGUUUCUUGAAAUCUUCCUCUAGACCAAGGCCUGGGAACCCACGUUUUGAGCCCACUAAGAGGUGUCAUGCUGAGUUUUCUACUUUAAGCCGCAGAUCUUGGCUUCGGCGUUUGGGGCAAAUUCAGUUCUCGUUCUCGGGCCGGUUAUUCUUGAAUUCUCGCGAGAUCGGCGCGCUGCCCCGAGGGUAGCUCGAGAGCCGGUAUCUCCUAGGAGCCGGGUCAGGCCGACGCCGCCGCUUCAGAGAGGUGGGGUCGCGGCCUCCCCCGGGGGCCCGCUUAACGCCGGCGAACGCCGCCUGGGAUCCCGGCAGAGAUGGAUGAGGAUCUGGUGUUGGCACUACGGCUUCAGGAGGAGUGGAACUUGCAGGCGUCGGAGCGCGACCGGGCCCAGGCGCCCCUGUCGCUGGUGGACGCGUCCUGGGAGUUGGUGGACCCAACCCCGGAUUUGCAGGCCCUGUUUGUGCAGUUCAACGAUCGGUUCUUUUGGGGCCAGCUGGAGGCUGUCGAGGUGAAGUGGAGCAUGCGAAUGACCCUGUGUGCUGGGAUAUGCAGCUAUGAAGGGAGGGGCGGAAUGUGUUCCAUCCGGCUCAGUGAACCUCUUUUAAAGUUGAGACCGAGAAAGGAUCUUGUAGAGACCCUCUUGCAUGAAAUGAUCCACGCCUAUCUAUUUGUCACUAAUAACGAUAAAGACCGGGAAGGGCACGGCCCAGAGUUCUGCAAACAUAUGCAUCGCAUCAAUCGCCUGACCGGAGCCAACAUAACGGUGUACCACACGUUCCACGACGAGGUGGAUGAGUACCGGCGACACUGGUGGCGCUGUGACGGGCCGUGUCGGCACAGGAAGCCCUACUACGGCUACGUCAAACGCGCCACCAACAGGGCGCCGUCCGCUCACGACUACUGGUGGGCAGAGCACCAGCAGAAGUGUGGUGGCACCUACGUGAAGAUCAAGGAGCCGGAGAACUACGCCCGGAAAGGCAAGGGGAAGACAAAACUAGGAAGGCAGCCGGCGGCCGAAAAGAAAGAUCAGCCCAACAGAGGUGAGACCCAGCUGUUGAUCCCUUUCAGUGGGAAAGGAUACGUCCUGGGAGACGCGAGCAAUUCGCCUUCGUCCGGGAGAUUUGUCGCUUCACACGCCGUCAAUAAAACCCAAGAUCUUUUAAGUCAAGACCGCUCAGCAACAGCUCUGAGACCUAAUUCUAAAAUGGAGGUGAACUCUGAACAGAAUGGUCCAAGCAAAAAAACCUCUCUCGUCGCCCCUGUUCUUGCUGCCAGUCGCCAAAAUGUCGUAAGCAACUACUUUCCUAGAGUGUCAGCUGCCAACCAGAAGGCCUGCAGAAGUGUGAGUGGAUCUCCACCAAAAAGCGGGGCAGUCAGCGACCUCCCUAAAAACUCCGUCUCUUCCACGUCUCACAGAAGGGUCCCCUCCUCUAAGAUAGCCCCGAGAAAUUCUUUAAAAGCCCCGGAAUCGACACCUGUGACCGCGGCCCUGGACGGGAGCGGGCCCGAAGAGAGAUUGCCAAGUAAACGAGCCAGGCUAGAAGACCAGUCUGUUUCUGACGAGCUUUUUAUCAAGAAAGAGCAAGUGCAACGUGGUGGAAGUGAUUCUAAGUGGAGUUCACGUCCUCCAGCUGCGGCUCAGAGCUCCAGCCCUUCAGCCAGUCAGAGCAGAGCGGUCACUUGUCCUGUUUGUUGGAACGAAGUCCUAGAGUCGCAAAUUAACGAGCACUUGGACCGGUGCCUUGAAGGUGCUAGCACCGAUGGCAAAAGUUGAAAAGGUCUUCGGAAAACAGACGGGUGUCACACGCCACCUGUAUUACCUCACUAGUCUAGUAUCAGGCCCUCAGGAAGUUCUGGUACAUACUCCGAUUUGUCGGUUAGAAUCUAGUUCUAUUUUAUAUAUACACAUGAGAUUAUAAUGAAAAAUAUUUUAUGUUUUAAGGCACUACCGUUCACUCCUGCCUUGUGUAUACUGUAGCCCAGAGUUUACUCUGCAUGUAUACACGUAGAAUUUUUAGAUAUUCGUGUUCUUGCAGUUAAUCUUUUUAUUUAUACACCUUCCUCAGAAUACUCCGUGAGGAAUCCUGUCCGGUGUUUGGUUCACUGAGCAUUUCUUCAGUUACAUUAAAACUCAGUCCUAGAACUGAUGUUAAUUUCAUGAUGUCAGACAUACUGACCAAAAAACACAGUCUGGGGUACACAGCAUAUUAGUUGUUUCAGGGUACUCAGAGGCUUGUUUUGUUUGUUUUUGUUUUUUUUCAAUCUUCGCAGGAAGUAAAUUUUCUCUGUUUUAAAGAAUUUUACUUGUGUCAUCACUGAAAGGUGGCAGCAGAUUUUAGGUUCAAGUACAUAAGGAGUACAGUAAAAUAAACCUCUUUUAGAAUGUUGCCAGUAACAAAUAGCUACUGCAGUUUCGUAGGCCAGGGUUGAGCGGUUUUCUCAACGCGUCGCCGAGUGAGUGGAUCCCGUGCUACCCACCUGGAACGUACAACGUCACAGAGCUGCCUCGGUGGUGUUCACGGUAGCGCGUUCUCUGGAAACAGUAUUAUGAGCCGUAAGCCAAAGUUGUAAUCGUUCUAAUAAAAAGGAAUCCCAUUUGUGCAUUUUGAAAAGUAGAAUUCUUUUCGGAAAUACCCCUUUCCACCUCUGGCAAAGAGACGAAGGUACUUUCGUCUGCCGACUUUCUGUCUCUGGCGACGCCUCUAGCACGUUGGUUGGCAUAUUCCUGAGAGUUUAGUUCACGGGUUCUCCCUUUUCUCGACUUUGUUGCAACACGACCUGUGUGUUCCUAAGGGGCCAGAUCCCCAGUGUACAGCGGGGUGAGCUUCCCCGGGGGGGCCCCUGGGCGCCUGCUGCCCAGAUCAAGUUAGAGAACGCUGCGGUUCCCGCAGGAGGUGUCCUCAAGGGUGCCCACUCCUGAAGUCCGAACCCACAACCUCCAAAGGUAACACGGUUUUCAUCUCCGUCACCGCAGAUGGGUGGGUGAGCUUGUUUUUGAACUUCAUAAAGGUACUCUCCUCGCUGCUGCUGCCGGUGUAGAUGUCUAAGUUCAUUGUUUCAUUGCUCUGCGGUGUUUGUAUGAAUAUGCCAGCGUUCAUUCAUCCAUUCCGCUGCUGCUGGGCGUGGGAGUUCUUUCCGAUCUGGGGCUGCCUAUCAGGAAUAAUGCUGCUGAGAACGUGCUUCCUCAUUUCUGUUGGGCGUAUACCCAGGAUUGGAACUGCAGGGUAGAUGUACGUCUCGCUUUACAAAAUGCUGCCAGGGGACCCUCGGGCCAGCAGUAUGGAAGCGUUUCAGUUUUACAGCUUGGUUGGGGAGUGAGACGAGAGCGGAUUAAUUUGAACACAGAAAGUGCUCUGCUGGGUGCUGUGGGGACGUCAGGACUUGGGGGGAUGUUUCCUGGAUGAGACCACAUCCAAGCUGGGUCUUCUAGGGUGAGUCAAGCUAGCCGGGUAAGGAAGGGUGGAAAGGGCCGAGCAGAGCGAAGGGGCACCAGAAAGGCGGUGGAGACAGACCACCACACUGUUCUGGCAGAAAUAAGCUGUUCCGAAUGAACAGAGUAAGAUGUGAGGGGUAAAACGGCAGAAGGACGGCAGACAGACCUAGCUGAAUAGAGUUUCAGAGGGGGAGACCCUGUCUGUCACUUUCUCCACUUUGUGUGGCCCCUGAGAGUGCACAUCUUUUGAUUCAGGUGGGGGUGGGGAGGGGGGGUUGGAAAGAUUCGUAAGCCAGAGAGUCAAGGACGUUUGAGAAGCGUUCAGAUGGAUUCUCCGGGGGCAACAUCAAUGGACAGAGGAAGGGCACUGGCCAGGAUGAGAGAGGGGUGGGCCGAGAAAGCCAGCUGGUAAAAUCAAGAGGUGGUCAGGUUUAAGGGAUGAUGGAAGACUGUUGGCUGGCAAGAAAAGGGAAGUUAAUUUUAAAUUUGGAACUUAGCCUUCAAUUCGCAUUAAAACUUUUGAGAAAAAAUGUUACCUUAAGAAUUCUGUUACCCCCAACUCAGUCAUUUAUAACAAUUUUCUGUUCUGUUGGUUUCGUUUUUUUAUUCCUUAAAAAAAGCAAACUUCCUACCCUAAUACCAGCUGGAAAUCCUGGGUCCACCUUUAAAUACUAUCACCCUUCAUUCUGGGGACAUGGGUUGCGGGGGGGUUGGGGGGUAGGGGAGUAGACUUUAUAAAAACUCUGUGUUUUCUUAGAGCCAGGGCUAUUCAUUAUCUAGCAAACCUGACUUCAAAUCUGGAAAAGUCCUGUCUUGCUUUUUAGACUAUAAAUGUGUAUCUAAGUGGAAGACACAAGAGCGAGCGUCUCAUGCUGUCCCCUUGUCCUAAAGCACUGAGCUUGUAUGUUUUCGGACUUCGUAGGAUUGUUAAGUCAAUUUCAAUGUCAAAGUGGAAUAGCUGCUGUAUCUUCUUACAGACUUGCUACCUCCCUGGGAUCCUGCACCCGGGGCACGUGCAGGACCUCCUCUCAUUGGAUUGUUUGGAGAAAAAAGCUGAGCUCUCUGUAGUUUAAUUCCUACUGAAGAGCAAGGGUUUCCUGUUAUUCUUUGUCUUGGUUUUUUAGCAAUUUGUUGUAGUUGUUGUUGACUAGUGAAGUGAAACUCUAAUGUGACAAUUAUCAUUACGGGUUAAAUUGCCCAGGGAGUUAAAAUUAACAGAAAAGGACGUCACGUAAUUAGCGCUUUUCUGACAUUCCCCCAGAAUGUUGUUACGUAUCAUACUUCAUCAUCACCUGUCUUUUGAAAUGAAGAGCAAAAGACUUGCUCCUCUUAAAUGACUCUGGAACCACAUCAUCAUUAAGGCUCACAGUGUUGUAUACUGUAGUACAGAAACCAGCUGCCGUUGGCUUGUUUCUGUGCUGGAAUUAACCCUUGGCCAAAUUUACCCUCUCGUUUAUUGAACACCAGGGGGCGCUCCUGGGAAGUUCAGUAUCUGAAAAACUGAAGGUGAAGCCAAAGGAAAUGGAGGAAACUUGCCAGCAACUGGCAUGAUAGCUGCCAGUUCUGAUUCAUAGAAAGGAAAGGACAGGUUAUGAUCUCAAGUCCUGUGAGAAGGGAACGGCAGGCCAAGAAUGUGUGCUUGUUCAAACAAACAAGGGCUGAUGCACAAGGCACCCUCACCUCCCCAACCUUGUUUUCAGUUUGCCUUUCACUGGAUACACUAACAGAACAGUCUUCUGCCAGAAAGACACCCGGAACCCACAUAUAGGGCCUAAUGGUAAUAAUUCAGAACAGGAAGCCUUCCAGACAAGGCAAGACCUAUAUUUUCCUACUAUUUCUGAAAUUACAGUGCUGUUCCUUUGAGUCUGUCUGACAUCUAGCACUUUGCUCCGUAUCAUAGAUUAGUCUGGAAGCUUCCUGGGACACAAAUAAUGUCGCUUGAUCCUACAUCAGCGGUCCAAAAGAACAAAGAGGAGCCUCUCAGAUUCUUGGUGUUAAGUGGUGUUAAGUUAGACAUUUCUCAAGUUCGUUUUUAUGUGCUUUUUCAAUAAUCCCUUCAUGAACACGGACUCUUUCCGAAGAACCAAAGUUUGUGCAUUUUCAAGAAUACUCUUGAGAUGCAAAUCAUUCCAGGUUAGCAGCACUGUUUACAAACUAAAUAUUCCUUACAAACGAAACGUAUGAAAAUCUGCAUUUAUACGAAAGAAAUGGGGAGGGUAUUUGUUUUAUUGUUGUUCUUACAAGAUUCCUCACAGGAUUCUUUUUAUGUAUUGGUAUACAUUUAAAAUAACAAUAGAGGAGUGCCUGGCUGGCUCAGUCUGUAGAGCUCUUGAUCUCAGGGAUGAGUCCCAUGUUGGGUGGAGACAUUACUUAAAAUCUUCAAAAAAAAAAAAAAAAUUCAGUAUAUAAAUGUGUGUACCUACACAGGUAUAAAUGGUUUCCGGGAACUCAUUUAUGAAGAUAGGCCCACCCACACUUGUUCAGUUGCAUCCUAAUGCCAGAUAUCCAAUUACCUCCAUUCGAUCUACAAGGGGAGGCUGUGUAUCUGUAGCCCGUCCGUUCUCGUCACUGUGUGAGCGCACCACGAUGCACACACUUGUGUGCACCUGUUCUGCUUCCUCUGUGUAACUUCUGCUGUGUACCCCUGCCUGCUCUCCUACUUUUCUUCACUGCCCUUCCCUGAAUCUGUUCUUCCUUGUUCACCUUUUAAUCAUGAGAUGAUUUUGUCUUUUUCAUUUUUUUACAGGUCGUUGAAGGUUUUCUUUUUUUGUUUCAUUUCUGUGCUGACAUUUUGAAUGUUCAAGUUCCGGCGUGAAGUUUAAUUUCUGCAAAGUCCUGGGUAAGAAAAGGCGAAGAUAUUCUACGUUGACACAAAGACUACAAAGGUAGAGGAGAGCCAGCAUCCUGGGCAAGGGAGCAACAUAAUCAGAACACGGCAAGUUGAAUGUAAGACGGAUUCAUUCAAGGGAGCAGGAAUAAACAGAACACUGAGAAGACCGGUCAGAACACACUGAAACACGCAGAACUGCAACACAUCAAGAAAGGAAAAACAGUGUGAUGUGGAGGAGGGUCUCUGGGGAGGGUGGAAAAGAGGGAGCCAGGGCUGGGUGCAAUGGGGAGGAAUCCUGGCCAGGAAAAAGGGAAAGGACUUGGUAAGGUUUUCACAGACGGUGGGCGGGGGAGACACGGCUGAACCAAAGCUGGCUUACGAGGGUCUGUGUCUGGUUGAGAUUAACAGACCAUGAACAGAAGCAGGGAGCAUGGGCUUGGGAGAGGCCGGUUCCUUUUUUGGACGUACUGAGUUUGCCAUGCUGAUGGGCCAUCCAGGCGGAGAUGUUCAAAAGGCAGUUGGAAAUGCAAGUCUGGAACUCCAAAAAGAGUCAGGGCUGGAGAUGCAGACUUAGGCAGCCUCUUCACAGGGGCUGAAGCCGUGUGGCUACAGACAUUGCCAAGGAAGAGAGUGUAGGGAGAGAAGAAAACAAAGCACAGAUUCGUAUGGCAUAAACUCAUCUGGAAUAAAAGCUCAUUAAACUGCUUUCCUGAUCACAGCAAAAACAGUUAAAUAACCAGGCAAAGGUUGAUAACUGUAAAUGAUUUAUGACUGAUUUUUUUUUGACUAAUUAUUCAUUGACUAAUUGUACAUGAUAAACACAUACUACAAAAUGGGAUUAAUAGGGGCAUUUAGGUUGUUUCUUUAAAAUGUUUUAAGAGGUUUUUACUAUUAUUGGGUUGCCCGGGUGGCUGGCUCAAUCGGUGAAGCAUCCGACUUCGGCUCGGGUCAUGAUCUCGUGAUUCACGAGUUCAAGCCCCACAUCAGGCUCUGUGCUGACAGCUUAGAGCCUGGAGCCUGCUUCGGAUUCUGUGUUUCCCCUCUCUCUCUGCCCCUCCUCCGCUGAUGCUCCAUGUCUCUCUCUC
This is a messenger RNA of Acinonyx jubatus (cheetah), 7470 nucleotides long. It is a transcript of the gene SPRTN, whose product is annotated as SprT-like N-terminal domain. Gene Ontology annotation, molecular function: single-stranded DNA binding; polyubiquitin modification-dependent protein binding; metalloendopeptidase activity. Bases 436 to 1896 code for a protein of 486 amino acids. The record is from RefSeq and is a predicted model, not a curated record. Lineage: Eukaryota; Metazoa; Chordata; Mammalia; Carnivora; Felidae. Gene Ontology annotation, cellular component: nucleus. Gene Ontology annotation, biological process: DNA repair. The transcript has 8 exons.